Polychytrium aggregatum is the source of this 1891-nucleotide messenger RNA. Its product is annotated as proliferating cell nuclear antigen, C-terminal domain-containing protein. Gene Ontology annotation, molecular function: DNA polymerase processivity factor activity; DNA binding. Gene Ontology annotation, biological process: regulation of DNA replication; leading strand elongation. The transcript is spliced from 5 exons. NCBI's taxonomy places the organism in Eukaryota, Fungi, Chytridiomycota, Chytridiomycetes, Polychytriales. Gene Ontology annotation, cellular component: PCNA complex. The record is from RefSeq and is a predicted model, not a curated record. Bases 232 to 1662 code for a protein of 476 amino acids.
CAUCGACCCUGGGUAGCUUCCGCAAGCCCUCGCUCCUUAACCCUGUCGGGGGCCAUUUGCUUGCUCCUUUCGGAUGCUCUGGCGCCUUCGCCACGCAUCCAUCGGACCGCUCUGCUUGGGAGCGGCUGCCGUGGUCUCGGCGCUGUUCGAUUCCAGCACAACCAUCCUGCAGUCCAAGAUCGAGCCCGACUCCAAGAUCGAGCCCGCCAUUACCCAUAGCCUUCGCCUCUCAUGACCCAUCAACUCGAGGUGGUCUUCCGACCAGGAUCCAAGAGCAUCCUGGUCGAUCUGCUCUCCGCCGUCAAGGACAUUGCCCAGUUCAGCACUCUCUCGCUGGUUUUUACUCCGCGCGGUCUGUUGGUCCGCUUCGUGACGCCCUAUGAUUCGCUCUUGGGUCCCGGCUGCGUCGUUUCCUUCCACCUGGAUGCCCCAGAGCAAGAUUGUCCUGCGCAACCAGCAGGCACUUACUCAACGCACGGCGGAGGCGUCGGGAGCGUCCCGACUGUUCCUUCGCUUGCGCCGCAAGUGUCGUCCUCCAACCAGACUGUCCCAACGGGUGCCUCGCUUCCUAUCCCGGGACCCCAGCGGGACGAUCAAGAGUCCAUGAUGAUGAUGGCGACGACGGCGAUGAGGAUGUCCCAUGAGGCCCCGCUGUUCUCGUCGUCGUCGUCAUCUUCGGUCUCGGGCCUCCCGGGUGAUUUGGGCGACUACCCGUCCGGCGACUUGCCCAUGGCCGACCCAGCCUUCACGGGCGUGUUUUCGUCGUAUGUGUGCCAGAAGGACAGCAUGAUCAUCGGCAUCGAUCCGGCCGUGUUCCUGAAGCAGCUCAGCAUGGUCGACGACGAAGACUCCCUGACGAUCCGGGCGGACGAGAGCGAUCGAGACUUUGUGGCUCUCUACGAAAUGUACUUUGAGAGCCCUGACAAGUCCCGCAAGUGCAUGUAUGAAGUCGAUGCCAUUUCCAGCACCGGACGCAUUACUGCGCUGCAGCCCAUGAAGUACAGCGUGGUCUGCCAGGUGUCCUCGGCUGAGUUCAGCCGGAUCGUCCACAGUCUUGCCGAAACGAGUGAAAUAGUCACCAUCAACGCAGGCAAAAACUCCAUCACUUUCCUGGCCUCUGGACCGACAGGAACGCUGCAAGUUGGGCUGGCGCAGAAGGCUUAUGAAGAGAGGAACCCCAAGCUCAGAGUCAUUUCCUGCUCCAAGUCCGCCCAGCAAACUGUCGAAUCCAAGCUCCUUCUCGAAAUCGCCAAGGCGGUGCCGCUGAGCCAGCACGUGGUGCUCCAUCUCUCAGACGACAAAGUUCCCAUCCGAAUCACCUUCCCGAUGAUAGCGGAUAUACUUCCACAAGGCUCGAUCCAGCUCCGGCGACCGGGCAUGGGUGGGAUCGGGCUCGGGCUCAACGGGAGCCCAUAUUCAUACUCUUCCCUCUCUGGAUCAUCGGCUUGCUCGCUUCAGCAGCAACAGCAGCAGCAGCAGCACUACUUUUACGACCAUGCCAGAUCAAAGGGCGAUCAUCAGGGCGGACAUCAGCUCGAUGCGGCUGCGGUGGCUCUCAUUUCGACUUCCCAGGGCGACAAAUGGGUCGACCUCAGCCUCCACACGCCCCAGCACGUCAUCGGAUCGCUCUACUACUACAUUCCUUCUGUUUGGGAGGGAUGAGCCUCGCUCACAGACUCUUUCGCUUUGUAUCACCGGACCGAUUAUCUCGUGUGGCUCUGCAGUACUUGGCAAAGAACCAUCAAAUGGUGCUUUGGUUUGCGUUUUGGCUCUACUUUCGGCUGGUAGAAUUGAGAGAAAGACCAAAGAUCGAAAUAAGCGUGCGCCUGGCAAGUUGUAUUUCUGUUCAGAGACUAUAGCCUUUGUGGAAACCAACGAAGAAAGGAAGUAA